Molecule: messenger RNA, 1615 nt
Organism: Cuscuta europaea
Lineage: Eukaryota; Viridiplantae; Streptophyta; Magnoliopsida; Solanales; Convolvulaceae
Source: the annotation of a GenBank genome assembly
UUUCAUCGUUUCUUCACUAAUAUAUUUUCGCUAAUUUAUUAUUGCUUUAAUUUCUUCUAACUCAUAUAACAUUCAAAAGCAGCCAAAGAGGUUUGUGGUCAAGGACAUGGCCACCGCAAGUUUUGAAUCAGACUCUAAUAGUUCAUCUUCGAGUGAUAAUGAUCUCUCACUUACCAAACAAUCAAUACAUGAUCCGUUGAAAGAUUUUCUUAACACAGAAAGUUGUUCAGAUGUGUCGUUGAUUGUUUCUUCUAUGGUUUCUGCUGCAAAAUGCUCUCUCGAAGGUUUACCGUCAGGUAGAUGCUAUAUUCGUCGGGAUAGGGGAAAACGUCAUGACCAAAUAGUAAAUGACUACUUCAAAGGUGAAAACUCAAAGUACACCCCACAACUUUUUCGUCGUAGAUUUAGAAUGGAUAUUGAAUUAUUCACCCGAAUUUUACAAGAUGUUGAGAACUAUGAUAGCUAUUUUCGACAAAAGGUUGAUGCUGUUGGAAACAUUGGGUUGAGCCCACUGCAGAAGAUGGUAGCAGCCAUACGCAUGCUUGCAUAUGGUUGUCCAGCUAAUCUUCUUGACGAAUAUGUUCAAAUUGGAGAAACAACAGCAAUUGAAAGUCUAAAGCACUUUUGUGAUGCUAUUAUAGGAGUUUAUGAAGCACAUUACUUGAGAAACCCAAGCAUGGAUGAUAUUAGAAUGCUCCUGAAAGAAGGAGAGAGUCGAGGGUUUCCCGGUAUGCUUGGUAGUUUGGACUGCAUGCAUUGGCAAUGGAAAAAUUGCCCCAGUGCUUGGCAUGGUACUCAUACAAAUGGUUUUAAGAGAGUUCCAACUCUUAUUUUAGAAAUUGUAGCUUCGCAGAGUUUAUGGAUUUGGCACGCUUUCUUUGGAAUGACUGGUAGUAACAAUGAUAUUACAGUUUUAGAUAGAUCCCCAUUGUUUGAUGAUCUAAUUAAUGGUGUAGCUCCACCAUGUAAAUUUAUAGUUCAAGGUAAUGAGUACAAUAUGGGUUACUAUUUAGCUGAUGGGAUAUAUCCACAGUAUGCUACUCUCAUCCAAACAAUAUCUCAACCUUCAUCUGUCAAGGAAAAGCUAUUUGCAAAACUACAAGAAUCCACAAGAAAGGAUGUUGAACGAGCAUUCGGUGUGUUACAAAGUUGGUGGCAUAUUGUUAAGGGCCCUGCUCGUUUUUGGAGUGCAAAAGACUUGGGAAAGAUAAUGAAGACAUGCAUCAUAUUACAUAACAUGAUAAUUGAGAAUGAGCGUACUCAAGGCAUUGAUCCUGAAGACUGGCAGGCAGAAGGAGAACAAUCUACUGAAAGUGUUACUCUAGAGAAUGAUUUUAAUUUGAUUAUGUCAAUGAUGAUUAAUCGAACUAAACAAGUACAAAACAUAUGGCUGCAUAGGGAAUUAAAGAAUGAUCUCAUUAAUCAUUUGUGGGAAGUAUAUGGCGGACAAGUUUUUGAUAGCUAGUUUCUUUUUAAUGUAAUAGUUCUAUAGCUAUUUCUUUUUAAUUAUAAUAGUUUUUUAUAGCUAGUUGCUUUUCAAUUUUAAUUGUUAAUGUAUUUUUUUAUUUCAUGAACAAUCCUUGUUUAGAAUAAUGUAAUUGUCUUAAUAAGUCUC